This is a messenger RNA of Ipomoea triloba (trilobed morning glory), 1176 nucleotides long. RefSeq names its product AP2-like ethylene-responsive transcription factor At1g79700. Lineage: Eukaryota; Viridiplantae; Streptophyta; Magnoliopsida; Solanales; Convolvulaceae. Gene Ontology annotation, biological process: regulation of DNA-templated transcription. Gene Ontology annotation, molecular function: DNA-binding transcription factor activity; DNA binding. The record is from RefSeq and is a predicted model, not a curated record. Bases 1 to 1176 code for a protein of 391 amino acids. The transcript has 6 exons.
AUGGAUGAGAUGAAGUCUGUGAAGUCGGAGGAGCUUUUGAGCCCUGCAGGGAGGCGCAGUCUGUGCAUGGUGAAUUGCGAGAAUAAAUGCGUGAAGCGGCGGCGUAGGUCUCCUCCGGCCAUCGCCAUCCAACCGCCGGGAGAGACGAGUCUUCAGAACGCCGCCGAUUCUACCACUCCUAAGCAGCCAAAUGUUCCCACAACUCCAACUGUUAAGAGAAGUUCAAGAUUUCGCGGCGUUAGCAGACAUCGAUGGACAGGACGAUACGAGGCUCAUUUGUGGGACAAAGGAUCAUGGAACGCGACGCAGAAGAAGAAGGGGAAACAGGUGUACCUUGGAGCAUAUGAUGAAGAAGAAUCUGCAGCAAGAGCAUAUGAUUUGGCUGCAAUCAAGUACUGGGGAACAUCAACCUUCACAAAUUUCCCAAUAUCUGACUAUGGGAAGGAGAUUGAAAUAAUGCAGAAUGUAACCAAAGAGGAGUACUUAGCCUCUCUCAGAAGGAGGAGUAGUGGAUUUGCAAGGGGCGUGUCCAAAUACCGAGGCGUUGCUAGGCAUCAUCACAAUGGGAGAUGGGAAGCAAGGAUCGGACGCGUUUUUGGCAACAAAUAUCUGUAUCUUGGCACAUACAGUACUCAAGAGGAAGCAGCGCGAGCCUACGACAUAGCAGCCAUCGAGUACAGAGGAAUCAACGCCGUUACAAAUUUCGAUUUGAGCACAUACAUUAGAUGGCUAAAACCAGGUGCCAAUUCCCUGGCAUUGCAGGAGGACCACCACCACCUCGUAUCAGAACCUCAACCUCUGCAAUCCAAUAACACAGUUAACGCCGCAAGUGACCAACGCCAAGCCUUCUCCUUCAACUCAUCCAACUUCUUCUCUACCACUGAAACCCCCCUGUCUGUUGCCAUUCCUCAAGACCCAAUCGUCGUGAGGAAACCGCCGUUAAGUCCUUGCAGCAAAUCGUCUAAUUCCCCAACCGCCCUAAGCCUCCUCCUUCGUUCAUCCAUGUUUCGCUCGCUUGUGGAGAAGAAUUCCAAUGCCGACAGUGAGGAGAAUGAAUCGCAGGUUGUGGGUGCAGAAGAAGGUGAGGAUUUCGCGUUUUAUGCAGCAGGGGACAAGCUGCCUGGAUUGGAUUCAUUGGAGAAGCCGGGGCCAUCUUUCUGGGAUUUGAUGUCGUGA